AUACGCAUAAACACAUACACGCACACACACAUACACAUACACAUAGACAUUUAUUUUCUAAUAAUAGAUCGUACCGUUAGAAAUUUCAAGUAAAUCGAAUAAAUAAAAGAACAAACACCAUUAGGAAACAUAAUCGGACAUGAUAAGUCGACGGAUCGAACGAUAGUCUACAUACAUAUACAUAUAUAUAUACGUAUAUAUAUAUAUAUAUAUCGGAUAGCGAAAGUUCUCCGUUUAAGCAUCACAAUGAUGAACGCCUUUCUCGAUGGCGUCUCCUCGCAUCCGCAUCACCUGGCGAACCUGGGGAUAAAGUUGUCACCGAGCGGAGGCGGUGGUAGCGGUGGUGGUGCCGGUUCGACGGCGGACGGCGGUCCCGGUGGUGUCCAACCGACGGCCGGUGAAGCACCGUCCCAACAACACCAUCAUUUCCAUCCCCAGGGUUAUCCACCGCAUCAUCCUCAUCCUGCUCCCCACAUGGCGCCUCAUAUGGGCCAUCACAUGAGCCAUCAUCCGGGUUACGCGGCUCGUGAUUUUUUAUUACGUCGGGAACACGAAUUCAACGCAACCGCGAAUCCUACCACUCCGGAAAGUGGCUUGGGCCUGUUCACGCCUCUUCAUCACGAUGGAACUGCAGCAGCAACGAUGCAACAAUUUCCUCAUCACCCGGCGCAACAUCCGCUGGCGGCCAGUCAUUAUCCUGGACAUUAUCCUCAAGAUUCUAGGCUACCACCUCAUCAUCAAUACCUAAGUGCGCCACAUUUGACGCCGGCGUCAAUACACCAUCAACAACAUCCAGGAGUUAGUCAUCCUAGUCACCAUCCUCAUGGUGCAUUCUUAAGGUACAUGAGGAGCAACGGUACAGGUGCUGGUAGUGGUCCCAAUACAGGGGUCGUACAAAACGGUGGACAGAGACAAGAAAUGUCUUGCAUGUGGGUCGACCAGGACGCACCAGGACCGGGAAGGAAACUCUGCGGUAAACUAUUCAACUCCUUACACGACAUCGUAACGCAUCUUACCGUCGAACACGUAGGCGGACCCGAGUGUACCACUCACGCCUGCUUUUGGCAAGGCUGUUCACGAAACGGCAGGGCAUUCAAGGCAAAGUACAAGCUUGUCAAUCACAUAAGGGUACACACUGGUGAAAAACCGUUUCCUUGCCCUUUCCCUGGUUGCGGAAAGGUAUUUGCCAGAUCGGAGAAUCUCAAGAUACACAAGAGAACCCAUACAGGUGAGAAACCAUUUAAAUGCGAAUAUUCGGGAUGUGAAAGGCGGUUCGCAAAUAGCAGUGAUCGCAAGAAACACAGUCAUGUUCACACCUCGGAUAAACCGUACAAUUGUCGAGUGUCAGGAUGCGACAAGUCUUACACACAUCCAAGCUCGUUGCGCAAACAUAUGAAGGUGCACGGUAUGACAUUGGGCGAGGGUAAGAUAGGUGGAGGGUACGAAAGCGAGGGCGAAGAGAGCAGCAGCAGCGGGGGUAGCUUGUCGGUGACCGGUCACACAGAGUCACCCCAACCACCACCGGUUGUCCCGACAACGACGACGUCGAACCCGCCUUCGAGUCACCCUGCAACCCGUGGAACUGAGUUGACGGAGUGGUACGUUUGCCAGCCGCCGACCGUUGCUCCACAACAUAGCCCAUUGCCAGGUCCUCCGCCUCCUCAUCAUCUCGGCCCUCAUCACUUCAAUCCUCUGAUGCAUCAUCAAGCGACCGCCUACUAAAAACAACAACAGCAACAACUACUACAAACACAACUUACGGCACCGCAGAUACCACUACCAUUACUACUACUACUACUACUACUAUUACUGUUACUAUUACUAGCACUACCACUACUACUACUACUACUACUAUUAUUACUGGUACAGGAUGGACCAAAAGUUUUUCAACGAUUUUAAAAAUCAAUUACUACCUUUCGUAGAGAUUUCCUUCUCGUUUUUUUUUUUUCUUUCAUAUUUUCCUUCUUUUUUUCUCUCUUUCGUCCACCAUCACAACGUCCAAUUUCUGGUAGUUUCAACUUACAAUUAGAAAAAGAUUUAAAAUGUAAUCUCGUUGAGAAGUAACCUUGCGUGUAAUUGAUUUUUAGAGUUGAUCGAAGAUAAUCGCCGUCUUUCGUCUAUAUUUAGAGAAACUUUUGACCCAGCCUAUUACUGCUCAUGAUUGUCGCCAUCAUCAGCAUCAUUACCACCACCACCACUACUACUACUACUACUAUUACUAUUACUACUACUACUACUACUAUUACUACUACUACUACUACUACUAUUACUACUACUACUACUACUACUACUACUACUACUACUACUAUUACUACUACUACUACUACUACUAUUACUAAUGUUAUCGCAAAAAUGACGUUUCACUGGACCUUUCUAAAUUAUGACAUUUCGAAGAACAUUUUUUACGAGCUUCACGAGAAAAGAAAUUACUGUCAUUUCAGUAUCAUUCGAUUUUUCGUAAUCUCGAGAACUAUACCGUCGCCGGUCCUCAAACGUUUCACUGUAACCUUUAGAAAACAUUAAUAUUUUUAAUUAAUCUUUAUGCAUUUUGUAAACUUGUAUCCAGCAAAAUUUCUUUGUAUCCCUUCGUCUCUUUUUUUUUUCUUUGUUUUUUAUCUCUUUCCUCCCCUCUUUUUCUUUUUUUGUUCUUUUCCUUAUCGCCGGCCGACACGAUCAAUACGAUUAGCAGGAUUGAAAAAAUAUCGGAUGGAUGUUUUUACUUUCUUUCUUUUUUUUUUAUUAUUAUUUUGUUUAAUAUAUUGUUUAAAUAUAUAAGAUAAAAUCCAAACCAAUCACAGACAAACGUUUUUUUGUUUAUUACGAUUUGAAGAAUCGUUCGAAACGUAUGCGAUUUAUAUGUUUGUUUUUGAUUUGUUUUUAAAAAAUAAAGAUAAGAUAGUGAGAGAGAGAGAGAGAGAGAGAGAGAGAGAGAGAGAGAGAGAGAGAGAAAGAGCAAGAAAGAGAGAGAGAGAGAGAGAGAGAAGAAAAAAUGGUAUAUUCUUUUCUGUAAAACUUUUGUAAAAACUAAUAUUCUAAGAUCCUUCUUAUUUUUUUCGUCUUAUCUACGGAAUGUUAUUAUCUAUGAACAUGUUAUCUACGAACAUAAAAAAAGAGUAAAUGAAAUAUCAGCGUAAAGAGAUAAAAUCAACAACAUUCGUACAUGCAUUCUUCUAAUUGCAUCGAAACAAUAUUCAACGUGAUCGAACGUGCAUUAGAUUGUACACAAGGAAUAAUUUUUAUCAAUAUCUCGAUCUCCUGAAAGCUAAGGAAAUAGAAAAAAAAAAAAUUAACAAAAAAAUAGAAAAAAAAAACAGAACAUUGCGGAAAAAAAAAGAAAUAAAAAUAGUGAAACAUGAUAACAAACCAAAUCGUAUAUAUCUUAUCGUUAAAACUUUCGCGCGUAAUAUGUCUGAUAAACCUAACUCCUGUGUAUGAAUGAAUUUACAAACGAAGUCAUUUUUUACGUAAUAAGGUAAUUUGUUAAAAAAAAAAAAAAAUAAAUAAAUAAAUAAAAAAAGUAAAAAAAAAUAAAAAAGAAAAAGAUAAAUAAAGAACAAUUAUGUGAGAGAAGGCAGAGCGUAAAUACCAAAAAAGAAAAAUAUUAAUAGAAAAAUAAAUGAAUAAAUAAGUAAAUAAAAAGAGAAAGAAAAUGUCUGAUCGGCGUACUAAAAGCGAAAGCCUAUAUAUAAUAAAACGAAACGAAAAGAAAAAAAAAUGAAAAAAAAAAAUGAAAAUAAAGA
Messenger RNA from Vespula pensylvanica (western yellowjacket), 3740 nucleotides. Its product is annotated as zinc finger protein ZIC 4-like. Gene Ontology annotation, cellular component: nucleus. The coding region runs from base 247 to 1722 and encodes 491 amino acids. Gene Ontology annotation, biological process: regulation of transcription by RNA polymerase II; central nervous system development. The record is from RefSeq and is a predicted model, not a curated record. Gene Ontology annotation, molecular function: DNA-binding transcription factor activity, RNA polymerase II-specific; RNA polymerase II cis-regulatory region sequence-specific DNA binding. The transcript is spliced from 3 exons. Lineage: Eukaryota; Metazoa; Arthropoda; Insecta; Hymenoptera; Vespidae.